This is a messenger RNA of Cimex lectularius (bed bug), 1142 nucleotides long. It is a transcript of the gene cnir, whose product is annotated as protein cornichon homolog 4. Gene Ontology annotation, biological process: endoplasmic reticulum to Golgi vesicle-mediated transport. Gene Ontology annotation, cellular component: endoplasmic reticulum membrane; COPII-coated ER to Golgi transport vesicle. The coding region runs from base 266 to 727 and encodes 153 amino acids. Lineage: Eukaryota; Metazoa; Arthropoda; Insecta; Hemiptera; Cimicidae. The record is from RefSeq and is a predicted model, not a curated record. The transcript has 5 exons.
AGCUUGCCCUUAGGCCUCGUAUUUUUAGUUAUCCAAAAUGAAAAUUGACGUCAUAGGUGAAAGUAUGACCUUGUGAAGUCGUCUCGAUCUCGCAUAUCGUCCUCGGGAGGUUACGCUCCUGCCGGGGUUUCUAAUUUCCAGAUAAAAAAAUCGUUGAACCCUUGUCGUGUCCUUAAGUCCUUUGUCCUUUUAUUAAAUUUAAUCGGCCCAAAUUGCUGUUAUGCCAUUCAAAUUUUUUUGAUCCGAUUCCAACUCGGCGUCAAUAAUGUUCGAGUCUUGGGUUUUCGCUUUUUCCCUUCUCGAUACAGGCGCGUUGCUCUUCCUGCUGGCCUAUUUUAUUAUUACAAUAUCCGAUCUCGAAUGCGAUUAUUUAAACGUUUGGCAGUGCUGCGCCAAACUGAAUAUUUGGAUCGUACCUAAGUUAGUGGCACACGGGGUUUUAAUACCUUUGUUUCUACUCUGCGGUCAUUGGGUCCUGGCGUUGAUCAAUUUACCGCCAGUCGCUUGGAUGGCAUACGAGUAUUUGAAGGUCCCGUUAGGAAAUACAGGUGUCUACGACCCGACAGAAAUCCACGGGAAGGGCGAAUUGAACAGACACAUGAGAAAUUGUAUGAUUUAUCUCGGUUGGUAUUUGAUCUCUUUCUUCAUUUAUCUCUACUGCUUGAUAAUAUCAAUUUUGAACGAGGACCCAUUGGAAAGAGCACCAACUAAUGUACCCGAAUUUUAAUUGAUAAAACCGCAAUGGAUUUAUUUACUGAUAUAUGGGGUAUAGUUAUCGGUUGGUUAGAAAGCACAUUUACGACAUGGGCUGGCAUAUCAUUUUCCAGCAUUUUUGGUCAAGUGCCACAGCAUUAUUUGUUUUUAAUUUAUCAUUUCUUACUCCUCGUAAUGAUAGCCAUUGCGACGUCUAUGUUUAUCGCUUUCAUUUGGCAAAACAAGAUGAAAGGCAUGUCGAAAGAUUUGAACAGAUUGAGGCGUGUUCUUCUAGUCACAGCGCAUCCGGAUGACGAGUGUAUGUUUUUUGGACCUACAGUGCUUCAGUUGUUGAAAACCUCGAAUCUAUACCUGGUUUGCCUCAGCUCUGGGGAUUACUACGGAGAAGGCCACGUAAGGAGGGAGGAGCUCUGGGCUAGCUGUGCGAC